CCAGAGUGCCCGGCCGCCCCGCAAGCACUUCGCCUGAAGCCAAAGAACUUGCCAAGCCAGAUGAUGCCAGUUGACCUGGGGCAGGUCCUGGUCCCGCUGCCUCCACUGGCCAAGGCAGAGGACCCCAGCUUCCUCAGACAGGAUGCUGGCCCUCCAGGGGAACUGUGCGGCCCUGAGGCUGCGCGCCAGCUCUUCAGGCAGUUUCGCUACCAGGCGGUGUCUGGGCCCCAGGAGACCCUGAGGCAGCUUCGUGAGCUGUGCUUGCGGUGGCUGCAGCCGGAGGUCCACACCAAAGAGCAGAUCCUGGAGACUCUGAUGCUGGAGCAGUUCCUGACCAUCCUGCCCGGGGAGAUCCAGAUGUGGGUGCGGCGGCAGUGUCCAGGCAGCGGCGAGGAGGCCGUGACCCUCGUGGAGAGCUUGAAGGGAGACCCCCGGAGACUUUGGCAGUGGAUCAGCAUGCAAGUUCUGGGACAGGAGAGCGUAUCAGAGAAGAUGGCAUCUCUGAGCUGCCAGGUGGGGGAGGCAGAGACGCCUCCCGAAAGGAUGCCUCAGGAGCUGGACCUUCAGCAGUCAGCCUCAGGUCCCGGAGAGCAGCUGAGCCACGUGGUGAAAGAGGAAUCUGACAGCGAGCCAGCAUUAGUGAUGGCUGCUUCCCAGCUUCUUGCCCGGCCUGAGGAAAGGCCCGUGAGAGAUGAGGACGUUGGCGCCUCCUUCCUCCACGCAUCGUCUCAGGAGCAGUGGAGACACCUGGAUUCUACUCAGAAGGAACACUACUGGGACCUCAUGCUGGAGACCUAUGGGAAAAUGGUCUCAGGAGGGAGUAGACCAGAGAAUGACAAAGAGAACCUAGACUUGGAAAAUUACAGGGACCAGGAACCUCCAGAUGCCCCUUGUCCCAUCUCAGAAGAGGUCCCUCCUCAGGCUUCCUUGAGUGGCUUCUUCAGUGAGGAUGAGCCAAGGCACUUUGGAGAAGGAGAGCAUCUCCCUGAGGCGCAGGCAAGCCUCCAGGCUGAGGGAAGAGGGGAGCAGCUCUCUCCUCGGGAAAGGAAUUCUGGGAAACAGCUAGACCUGCAUUUGCCUAAUCCUCACCCAGGAGACCUGUCCAUGCUGUGGCUUGAGGAAAAGGCAGAGGGCCCCCAGAAAGGCCAGCUGAGACCCGCCAUGUCCCAGAAGCUCCCUACCUGUAGGGAGUGUGGGAAAACCUUUUACAGGAAUUCUCAGCUUGUGUUUCACCAGAGAACUCACACCAGAGAGGCAUACUUUCAGUGCCCCACCUGCCAAAGAACCUUUUUGCGGAGUUCGGACUUUGUGAAGCAUCAGAGAAGCCACACGGGAGAGAAGCCUUGCAAAUGCGAUUACUGUGGCAAAGGCUUCAGCGACUUCUCUGGGCUGCGCCAUCACGAGAAGAUCCACACGGGAGAGAAGCCCUAUAAAUGUCCCGUCUGCGAGAAAAGCUUCAUUCAGAGAUCAAACUUUAAUAGACAUCAGCGGGUCCACACAGGAGAGAAGCCGUACAAGUGUUCUCACUGUGGGAAAAGUUUCAGCUGGAGCUCAAGCCUUGAUAAACAUCAAAGGUCCCACCUGGGGAAAAAACCCUUUCAUUAGCUGUCCUCUUUUUUUGCCCAUUCUCUCUCUCUUUCAGACCAAUUAAACAUGGGUAGGUUUGGGAAUCAUUUGAAGGAACUGCGCCUUGUAUCCCUGGUCUCUUCUUUCAUGUAUCAGAUGGAUAACCUGCAGAUGAUUUUGUGCGUUGAGGGUAGAUUGGGCUCCUGGCCGGGAUUUCACGCCAGCGUCCUUUCCUGCUUGUGUGUCAGGAGAAGGAGUUGUCCUACUGUCUCAGCUCAUCCCUGGGUUCAGGGCCAUCUGUGGACCCCUUGCAGAGGAAAACUAGGAGAGCGAGUGUGAAGUAUCACUCGGGCAGAGUUCCAGAGAGCAGCUGUAAUUGCUGUCGGUGGGAAGAAUUAAGAACAGCUCUUCAGAACUACGAUCCCACACUUUAUCUUCCUCACACAGGAAGCCCAGCCGAUAGAGGACGGCAAUUUUCACAUGUGUUCUUGAACAGAGAGGUGAAAAAUGAAUUUGAAUUGUACCUUGUUUUGAAUAAACUUAAAGAGUCAGUGUCUUA
Messenger RNA from Echinops telfairi (small Madagascar hedgehog), 2125 nucleotides. RefSeq names its product zinc finger protein 18. Gene Ontology annotation, molecular function: DNA-binding transcription factor activity, RNA polymerase II-specific; RNA polymerase II cis-regulatory region sequence-specific DNA binding. The transcript has 5 exons. Lineage: Eukaryota; Metazoa; Chordata; Mammalia; Afrosoricida; Tenrecidae. The record is from RefSeq and is a predicted model, not a curated record. The coding region runs from base 61 to 1605 and encodes 514 amino acids. Gene Ontology annotation, biological process: regulation of transcription by RNA polymerase II.